AUGAAGCGGCCAGAGAAAGUUGACAGCUUCGGCGCUUUGCGUAGGGAAGCUGGUCGCCGCCUAGCUCUGCUUCAGAUUCUGCUGUCAAGUCCGGUUAGCUGGCAUGAGUACGCAGACCGCGUGUACAAGCGGGCUGAUGCGCGAAAGAAGGCUCGUGCAGGCAGCCUGUCUUUCGCGGCUGUACGCGUGCUGCCAGAGGCAUUCUGGAAAACAGGAAAGUUCAUCUUCUGUGCCUACCUGCCACACCACGAGUGCAGGCGACGAGAAAGGCUGAGUUGCAUCUAG
Rangifer tarandus platyrhynchus (Svalbard reindeer) is the source of this 285-nucleotide messenger RNA. Lineage: Eukaryota; Metazoa; Chordata; Mammalia; Artiodactyla; Cervidae. The record is from the annotation of a GenBank genome assembly.